CUUGAGAGAAACUGUAUAAAACAUCUCAAGCAAACUCACUCACGCCACACACAGAAUUAGAAAGUGAAACUUCAUGAGCAAGAGAGAGACUCAGUUUUAGUUUCUUUCUUCCUCAAACUUCAAUCUCUUUUUAAUUCUUUACCUCAAAAUUUUAUCUUUUUUUCAGAUAAAUUUUUUAGUCUCAGAGAUUCUGUGAUACAUUUCUCAGCUCAAACUCGACGUGGAGUUCUGUAAUUGAGAUCGAAGGUUCGCGAUUCUGAAAGGUUAGUGAAGUUGAACGUGAUUAUAUUUCUCGGGAACCAAACAUUCGAGAACAAGAAUUUCAAGUUCAAUUAGAUAAAAUAUAAUUCAAUGCAAUAUCUGAUCGAUCUGGCCCUGGAUCUGACUUCUGUAACAAGCAUUUGAUAUAAAAUAUCAAAAAUUCUUAUCCGAAACGAGAAAAUUGUUUCAGAAUUCGGCGAAUUUAGCUAAGAUAUCACAUCCGUCAAGAUUUAUGGAGCUGCCUCAACAGCAACGUCUGUUCGAAGCCGAAGGAAGAAAACCAACACAUGAUUUUCUAUCACUGUACAGUCAUUCAACUCUCCAACAAGAUCCAAGACCACCACCACCACCUUCUUCUCAAGGUUUCCUGAAAACGCAAGAUUUUCUACAGCCACUUGAACGGGUAGGGAAGGGUGGUGUAAGAAAAGAAGAAGCGGCGGCGGAGGUUUCGUCUCUAGAAAAGCCUCCACCGCCUGCACCACCGCCACCACCCUCAGUGGAGCAUAUUCUUCCCGGAGGCAUUGGAACAUACAGUAUUAGUCAUAUUUCUAAUUAUUUCAAUCAAAGAGUUCCGAAGCCAGAGGGUAGCCCGAUAUUCAGUGUAGCUCAAGCAAGUAGUGCAGAUAAGAAUGAAGAGCAUUCCAACUGCAGUUCUUAUACUGGGAGUGGGUUCACUUUAUGGGAAGAAUCUGAAAUUAAGAAUAAGGGAAAGACAGGGAAGGAGAAUGUAGUUGAAAGAUCCAAUGUUGUCAGAGAAGGCACGGGGAAGACAGGGCACUGGACGACGUCGGAUAAACCGUCUCCGUCCUCCACGAGCAACCACCGCAAUAGUUUCACCUCUCAGCCAUCAGGACAGAAGAGCCAGAGCUUUAUGGAAAUGAUUAACUCAGCAAAAGACAGCACGCAGGAUGAUAAUUUGGACGAGGAGGAAGAAUUUAUUUUGAAAAAAGAAAUUUCUUCACCAAUUCAUACAGCAGGGGAGUUGAGAGUAAAAGUUGAUGGGAAGAGCACUGAUCAGAAGGCGAAUACGCCACGAUCAAAACAUUCUGCCACCGAGCAACGGCGGAGAAGCAAAAUAAAUGACAGAUUUCAGAUGUUGCGAGGACUCAUUCCUCAUGGUGACCAAAAAAGAGACAAGGCAUCAUUUCUAUUAGAGGUUAUCGAGUAUAUUCAAUUCUUACAGGAGAAAGUGCAUAAAAAUGAAGAGUCAUACCAAGGGUGGAACCAUGAACCUGCAAAGUUGGUCCCAUGGAGGAACGGUAACUUGCCUGCAGAACGAGCCAUUAAUGCAGGUUCUAAUCCUGCAUUAAUAUUUGCUGCGAAAUUGGAAGAGAAAAACAUGAGCCUCUCUCAAACCAUUCCUGGAACUAUACAGAACCCGGUGGAGCCUGAUGUGAGCCCAGAUGCCACCUUCAGGAUGGAACACCACCCUGGAAUGCGCAUUCCGAAUAAGGAAGUACCAUUUCCUGUGACACUGCAGCCAAAAAUUUUCAAUUGUGGUAGAAAUGGCAGUCCUGUUAUUCAACUGCCACCUAGACUAACAUCUGAUAUCGAAAACACCGCAACUCAGCCCCAACCCCAAUCUAAUCAGACCAGAUCAUAUACCGCUGAUGGUUGUGAUAAGAAGCUGAAAGAAGAGGAGCUGAGCAUUGAGGGUGGUACAAUUAACAUCUCAAGUGCCUACUCUCAAGGGUUGUUAAAUACUCUGACACGAGCACUGCAGAGUUCUGGAGUAGAUUUAUCACAGGCCAGCAUCUCGGUGCAAAUCGAUCUCGGAAAACGAGCAAAUAGAACAUCCAAUGUUCCAACGUCCAUUCUUAAGGAAAAUGAGACUCCUUGUAGCAAUCAAGGGACAAUAAGGCCAAGGGUAUCCGAUGGAGAAAAUUCUUGUGAUCAUGCCCUAAAGAAGCUGAAGACAAGUAAAAGCUAGGACAACUAUGUCAUACUAUGAUUAUUAAUGUUAUUAUUUUUAACUCAAUUAAUUCAUUUUUUUAAUACCCCUUUUGCCAUUAAAUUGGGGGAAUUAUUCAUGUCUUCUUCUGGAUUAUAUGAACUAGCUAGCCAGUUGAGACCUAAGAGGGAUGAAUGUACAUGUAGUUUUUUUUUCUUUUUUUCAAUUUAAGGGACACAUGGGAUGAGGAGCUUUUCAAUGAAAAUGAAGGACAUUGAAUGAGAUGAAUAAAUAGCUCUGAAUAGUUUCAA
Mercurialis annua (annual mercury) is the source of this 2463-nucleotide messenger RNA. Its product is annotated as transcription factor BIM1. The record is from RefSeq and is a predicted model, not a curated record. Gene Ontology annotation, biological process: DNA-templated transcription. Bases 494 to 2191 code for a protein of 565 amino acids. NCBI's taxonomy places the organism in Eukaryota, Viridiplantae, Streptophyta, Magnoliopsida, Malpighiales, Euphorbiaceae. Gene Ontology annotation, molecular function: protein dimerization activity; DNA-binding transcription factor activity. The transcript is spliced from 12 exons.